CAUAUGGACCCCUCAAGCAAGAGAGCACAAGCUUAAAACCUCCUACUUUCUUGAAUAAAGUAGAUCUAGUUGCUGCUUCAUAAUGAAUUUUAAUUCAUACAUUGAGCAUUUCUUCAAUCAUGCUAAAUCUUUGAUAGAAAGAUUAUUACCAAAAAACGAAAAGGAAUUAGAAUGGUGGAUUAAAUUUCGCAGCCCCCAAGAGAUAUUGAAGAAACAUAGAGAUUACUUGUUUUGUGAGAUUCUCUUCUACAUCGUUGGAUUUCUAACAUUUGUACAUGCAAUGCGAAAUGGUGGACGUUAUCGUUGGCUUUGGUUAGCAACCAUUCUGCAUGGCCUUGUUGUAGAAAGUGUGAGCUAUUUUGUGCCGGAUAUUGACAAUUUUUGGCAUGCUCAAUCCAUGGUAAUGUUACUUGGACAACGUCUUCCACUGCACAUAGUUUUUUUAUAUCCAGUAUUUAUUUACAUCGCUGUUGUGGCUGUAUCCCAUCUCAACCUUCGUUGGUGGGCAGAACCAUUUGCAGUUGGUAUCACAGUCGUUCUUCUAGACAUUCCCUUUGAUAUUAUGGGUAUCAAACUGCUUUUUUGGACAUGGCAUGAUGAUGAUCCAAAUAUUUAUGAUCGCCAUUACUAUGUUCCAUGGACCUCAUAUUAUUUCCAUUCCUCCUUUGCUGCAUCAUUCACUGCACUAUUUUUUGGAUUGAGACAGCUGUUAUGUCAAGGCAGAUUAAAGUUUCAAAGCUCUGGUUUUUUUGGUGAGAUUUCCAUCGCUGUAUUUACUGGUUUGCUCUCCAUGCCUCUUGGAAUACUCCAGUUUAUUCCAUUAUAUCAUCCUCUACAUGAUUCUUUAGGCAUUCACACAGAAGUAUGUGUGCUUCUCUUUUUGGGGCUGUAUAUUUUAAUUGUAUGGAGUGCUGAUAGAUUACCUCUAGAACAAGCAAGACUACCAGGUUUUCGCCUUUUUAAGCUGAAUAUCCUCACUACCUCAGUGGUUGUUUACUAUGGGUUUUUUAUAUACCUGGUACUGAAUGCAGUGCCUCAAAAGAUAGUUUCAGUAGGCUACCAUCAACCUAUUGGUCCAUGUAAUGUUUCAGUGCAAGUUCAAACACCAUUUGGACAGACGCUGAAAAAGAACAAGUAUUUGUGUGUUGACAAAUAUUCAGAAGAAUAUUUCGACUUCAGGUGUUACAAAGGGAAACUCCCAACACGAGCUGAGUGGUAUACCAUAUGUGGAAAUGACUAUACAAAUCAUGCAGAAUACAUUACAAUAGUAACUACCUUCUGUGCUAUUGGGUUGUUCUGGUUUUGGCAGCUGCUGUGUAGAUCAGGCAAUCUGCCAAGAGUUUUGAAGUUAACAAAGCAAUCGCGAGAUAAGCAACAUAUGGAUUGAAACUGGGACAAUUUUUAUAUAUCAUUCCCUAAUACAUCAGGCUAUUUUACCACCCAGCCACUUUCCAGUUACUUUGUACAGUGCCAUGACAUAUCUAAAAAAAUUUAAAAAACGCAGAGCUUUAUGACAAAUUAUACAUUACAGGGUUGCUACCUUGAUGCUUUUAUUGAUUUAUGCAAACUAUUAAGUUAAUGAAGAUUUUAUAAAAUCAUAUACUGUACAAGCACUGAGAGCUAUAGAUUAAUUAAUAAACAUGUUAUCUUCUAGAGUUAAAACAUUUUCCAGCUGUCUUGAAAAAUUUAGCAAUUAUUGUUUUUAUUAUUUAUUUUGUAUUUUAUGUAACAAAGAAUUACUUUGUUCUAAAAAGGUAUAAAGAAAAAAUAUUUUAUUUCAAGUGUAAAUGUAUUUAGUCUUAUAUUUUAAAUUCUUCAAAUGACUUUUACAAUUUUUAAACAUGUUAGAAAUAUAACUGUAGAUUGUUUAGGGUAACAAAAAUCAUAUUGCUUGAAUUAUUUAAAAUAUAAUGGAUUAAUUUAUUGUUUCUGCAUACUCUAUUAAAAUUAGAUAUUUUAGCCCAUUGACUCAUUGAUAAGCUAAGACUACUGAUCCAUUGAAAUUUACAGAAAUUUAUUUCUGGAAAUAUUUUAAUACUUUGUCGUAGUUUCCUAUUUACAAUGAAGUUUUAAAUAUAGUUUUGAUAUAAACUUACCUAUUUACUUCUGUAACCUUUCUCUAUAAUAAUUCUGAAAUUACUAUAUUCUUGCUUGAUUUGAAUAUUUGUUUGGUAAUUAGAUGUAUUCAAAUUAAUGU
This is a messenger RNA of Physella acuta, 2197 nucleotides long. RefSeq lists its product as uncharacterized. The record is from RefSeq and is a predicted model, not a curated record. Lineage: Eukaryota; Metazoa; Mollusca; Gastropoda; Physidae.